This is a messenger RNA of Lontra canadensis (Northern American river otter), 1843 nucleotides long. RefSeq names its product zinc finger protein 396 (gene ZNF396). Bases 212 to 1225 code for a protein of 337 amino acids. Lineage: Eukaryota; Metazoa; Chordata; Mammalia; Carnivora; Mustelidae. The transcript has 6 exons. The record is from RefSeq and is a predicted model, not a curated record.
GCCUCACUCCCACUGCAGCAUGUCGGGUCCUAAGGGCCCUUGGAGGUGUCAGUGAUGGUGAGAAUAGGUCCACAACUGACUUGGAAAUGAUUUUUGUGUAUGGUGUGAGGUCUCCACCCUACAUUCUGUUCUGGCCCAGUAUAUCAUCCAGGUCUGCUGCUCCUCUGCCCUGGGACGUCUGGCCUCCUGACCACGCAGCACCGUGGUCCAAAUGUCUGCAGAGCUGAGAAAGUCAUCACUCCUUCCACACACUUCAGAGGGGUCUGACAGCGCUCUGAGAGUGAAGAUGGAAGAGGAAGAGCAGACCUGUGAUCUGGACUCCCGCCUCCCCUGGAGCAGCUGCUGCAGCCCAGAGACCUUCCGCCAGUGGUUCAGGCAGUUUGGCUACCAGGAGUCCCCUGGGCCCCGGGAGGCCCUGAGCCAGCUCCGGGAGCUUUGCCAUCAGUGGCUGAGGCCGGAGGUGAACACCAAGGAGCAGAUCCUGGAGCUGCUGGUGCUGGAGCAGUUCCUGGCCAUCCUGCCUGACGAGCUGCAGGCCUGGCUUCGAGAGCACCGGCCUGAGAAUGGAGAGGAGGCCGUCACUCUGCUGGAGGAGCUGGAGAAGGAGCUUGAUGAGCCAGCUGAGCAGGUCCUUUUUGGACAAAACGAGGACACUCUUGCAGAGAAACUGGCAUCUUGGGAAAUCACUCAGGAGUCACCAUGCAGCCAGAUCAAGCCCGUAAAUCAGCAGCUGCCAUUGGCUUCAAGGGAGUUCUACUCAAGACAAAAAGCUAAAGACACAAAAACUACAAAUGUGAAUUCAGCUUCAACACAAAAGACUUCUCCAGGUAUGGAACUGCAUUCCACUGUUUCCAACACCCUUCAUCUGGACGCUCCCCAGAGUUGCACGUAUAGAAGAGCCUGUGAACAAGAUGGCAACUUUGAAAGAAGACGGAGAAACCCUUUUGGAAAAAAACAACACAAGUGUAAUGAAUGUGGCAAAGUCUUCAGUCAGAGCUCAGCCCUCAUACUCCAUCAGAGAAUCCACAGUGGGGAGAAGCCUUAUGCGUGUGAUGUGUGUACAAAGGCUUUCAGCCGGAGUGCCGUCCUGAUUCAGCAUCGAAGAACACACACUGGGGAAAAACCCUACAAGUGUCAUGAAUGUGGGAAAGCCUUUAGUCAGAGCUCAAAUCUUCUCAGACAUAGGAAAAGACACACGAAAGAAAAAGUCCCAUUGGUGUUGUAAGGAAAUCAAAGCAUUUGCUCAGAGCUUUUUCAUUGGGAAAAGACACAAAGCACAAACACUCUUUUAGUAUUUCAGUGGUUUUAGUGGGCACUAGUUUGCUUUCAAAAGUCAUGAAAGCUGCAGGAGAGAAAGUAAAAUAUCUUCUGUCAACAUUGUUUGCUCUUCUGCUUGUCAAUACAGUGUCGAUUCAGAUGUUCGAGAUUCGAAAGCUUAAUUCAUAUUUCCUUCCCUAGGACAGCUCUUGAACAGACAUUCCCAAACAUGUUCUAUCUCCAUUACUAACACAAAUCAUGAACUAGCACAUUUCUCUUUAGACGAGUUUUCCCUGUUGAGAAGGAAUGUGUGAGUUACUCAGUAUAAAAAUAAGUAUCUUCCUCCAUUCCAUAACGAACAUUGGAAUUCCCAGACCAAAGAUUAGAGCAUGUUAAAAAUUUUAACCAUUUGUUUUUCGUUACCAGACUCAAAAUAUGAGAAUAAGGUUGAGGAGAGGCCCAAAAGAAUGUGUAUUUUCAGACCAAAUUAUUGUUAGGGGGUAGAUGAAUAAAGACAUCUACUCUCUUAUGAAAAUUCACAAAAGCCUACACUAUUGAUGAUACUAAGUAGUUUGGUUUUUUUUUU